AUACGGACGGCUUGUUUCUCUGUUCGCAAGAAAAUGGCGAGUUUCGUGCUCAGGCGUGCGGCGGGAAGACUAGCACCCAACUCUCUUCAGCGGUGGGCGUCUGCAGCUGCCGUUCCCCUGACGGAGAGCCUCCCUUACUACGAGGGCGCCGAACCGGACUCGAGGAAACCCCCCGAGGGCGUCAAGGUACACCUAACAAGCCAUCGAUCUAAGAGACAAGUCUCCGAUUUCUUUGACCAGGUGACCAAGUUGAGCAAUGGAGUCACGGUGGCUUCGUUGGAGACUCACUCCUUCUCCUCCACGUUGUCUGUCUACGUGAGAGCCGGGAGCCGCUUCGAGACCUACUCCCAACAGGGGCUCUCCCACCUUCUCAAGAAAGCUGCCUUCCUGGCUGCAGGUGGUCGGAGCACUUUUAGAGUUUUUCGUGAGAUCGACCAUGUCGGAGGCUCUCUCAGUGCUGCAAAUACCAGGGAACACGUGGUGUAUCGGGCACAACUUCUACGUGGAAACGAGGACCUGGCGUUGGAUAUUCUGAGCAAAGCUGUAGUCUCACCAGACCUUCGGGAUUGGGAGAUUCAAGAUCUGACUCCCAGGCUAGCUCUGGAGGUGACUGCCCACGAGGACGACCCAGAGUCCUCCAUUACCGAGACCCUACAUGGAACAGCUUUCAGGAAUGCCCUGGGCAACUCUGUGUUGACCCCAAGGUUCAACCUGGGCCACGUGACUGCUAGCGAUUUGAGGGCUUACAUGGACGAGUGGUUUGUCGGCAGAAGAAUUACUCUAGUGGGCAUAGGAGUGGAUCACCAGGAGCUGGUAUCGAGAGCAGAAUCCUCAUUCUCCUCUGUCAGAGAAGGUCCCUCCAGUGACGAGGAGACCUGCCACUACUGUGGAGGUGGUGAAGUGCAUGUUCCGUCAAGAAGUGGACUCACUCAUGCAGCCAUUGUCUCUAAAAGGGAGCCAGUUAGUCUGUCAUCAGAACAGGACGUCCUGUUAGCUGGUGUCCUACAGCAUCUGAUGGGUACUGGAGAGUCGGUCAAAUGGGGCAGUUCACCAUCACGUCUUGUGAAAGCUGGGUCUGAGGCCAUCGACACACCUUUUGACGCUUGUGCUCUCAACUUCAGCUACUCUGACAACGGUCUCUUUGGGUUCUAUGUGGUUUCAGAACCCCAGAACGCCGGAAGGUUGCUCCAAGCUGUGAUGCAGGAGUUCAGCAGUGUGGCAAAAGGCGACGUGUCUGAUGCAGACCUCACACGAGCCAAGAACCAGCUGAAGGCCAGGUAUCUGAUGGGAGUCGAACAGUCCACCUCUCUCUCUGACAGCAUCGCAGCUCAGUUGACCCAGAAUGGAGACUACACUCCUCUAACCACAACCAACCAGAAAGUCGAUGCCAUUACUAAAGAUGCCAUCGUUCAAUUUGCCAAGAGUGUGUUUGCAACUCGGUCGACGUUUGUCGCCCGUGGCAACCUCUCGGCCACACCUCGCAUGCAGCAGCUGCUGGAGGGCGUGUCUCUCAGAUGAACUCUGAACUCAGUCAACUGGAAACCAUAGGCAAACUCUCUCCUUAGUCUUGGCACUGUCAUAUUGUAUAGCUGUCGACAUGUGUAUAUUAUGCACCUUAGGAAAUGUUAUUUAUGUCAAGUUCGUACUUGAUGCAAAGUUAUGCAACGAUUUGCACAAUAUCUGAUGAUGUCGAACAAGUUAAAAUCAUGUACAUGUGUUCAACCUGAAAGAAAAUGAUUUGCCUAUAUAUGUGGUAGUCACAAUUAUUGACAUUCAGUAUUGUUUUUGAUGGGUGUACAGUCUUGUCUGUGGUGGUUAGUGCUAGAAGAUGGCCUCCUCCUCCUCCUCUAUGGCAGUUAGUUCUACAGUUGAUGGCCAUGAAGAGACCUGUGACAAGCAGCAUGAGGACGAAGUAGAGGAAGAACUGGUACACUAGUGAGAUUGGGAUCUGGACCACCGCCGCGUUGAGGAGCACACCCAUGGCCUGGGCUAUGUACCACAGAGCUGUCACCAGAUUCCUUAGGUCAGGUGGGGCCUGUGAGUAUGCCAACUCCAGUCCAGUCACACUCACUAGGAUCUCGGCAAAAGAGAUGAGCACUAAUUGGGGUAGCUGCCAGGCGAGGCUCACGUCACCGUGGCAGUGCUCUCGACCAGGAGGCAAGUGGAUAUACAGCUGGAGAAGGCCUGACAUUAGGAAGCUGAAUGCAGCAAACAGCAUCCCGGCAACUAGCUUGUGUAUUGGGCGGAGUUUAACUCUCAUGGAGCUCUCGAUGUGGGGGUAGAUGAGGUAGUCCAGUAGGGGGAUGAUGAGUAUACAGAGAACAUCAUUCACACUCGGCAUUAUAUCUGGACCCAGCAUUGGUAUAUACGUUCACACUCAACAGAACGAAAGAAAGAAGCCUUAUGCACACUUCAUCGUUAACUGGGAUUCAG
Molecule: messenger RNA, 2433 nt
Organism: Geodia barretti
Lineage: Eukaryota; Metazoa; Porifera; Demospongiae; Tetractinellida; Geodiidae
Source: the annotation of a GenBank genome assembly